AUGAUAUUUUGGGGCUAUCUAUCUAUCUAUCUAUCUAUCUAUCUAUCUAUCUAUCUAUCUAUCUAUCUAUCACAGUCUUUUUGUAUCUAUCUAUCUAUCUAUCUAUCUAUCUAUCUAUCUAUCUAUCAUCUUUCUAUCUUCUAUUCAUCUAUCUAUCUAUCUAUCUAUCUAUCUAUCUAUCUAUCUAUCUAUCUAUCAGUCUUUUCUAAUCUAUCUAUCUAUCUAGCUAUCACAGUCUUUUCAUAUAUAUCUAUCUAUCUAUCUAUCUAUCUAUCUAUCUAUAUCUAUCUAUCUAUCUAUCACAGUCUUUUCUAUCUAUCUAUCUAUCUAUCUAUCUAUCUAUCUAUCACAGUCUUUUCGUAUCUAUCUAUCUAUCUAUCUAUCACAGUCUUUUCGCAUCUAUCUAUCACAGUCUUUUCAUAUCUAUCUAUCUAUCUAUCUAUCUAUCUAUCUAUCUAUCUAUCUAUCUAUCACAGUCUUUUCAUAUCUAUCUAUCUAUCUAUCUAUCUAUCUAUCUAUCUAUCUAUCUAUCUAUCUAUCACAGUCUUUUCGUAUCUAUCUAUCACAGUCUUUUCAUAUCUAUCUAUCUAUCUAUCUAUCUAUCUGAAUAAGCAAGUAAACUCAAGGAAAAGAUUCCUCUUUACUUUUCUUCAAUUCGUCAUUCUUUCUUUUUCACUUUUUCUGUUUUUCUUCAUUUCUUUACGUCUCUAUUUCUUUCUUUUUUCUUUUCUUUCUCUUCAAUUUGUCUUUCUUUUCUUCAUUUCUUUACGUCCCUCUUUCUUUUCCUUUUUUCUCUCUUUUCAAUUUUUCCUUCUAUUCACUUCAUUUUUCUUUCUGUUUUUUUUUGCAGUGCCUGUGUUUCUUUCUUUUUACCUUUCUUUUUUUGCCUUUUUUUCUAUUCAUUUAAAUAUUUUAUUCUUCUCUUUUCAAUUCUUCUUUCUUUCGCUUCAUUUUUCUUUUUGCAAUUCCUCUUUUUCUCAACACAUCCGUUCUUUGUUUUCUUUUUUUCUUUCUUUUCUUUCUUUUGUUUGUUUGCUUCUUUGUUUCGUGGUUCUUUCUUUCUUUCUUUCUUUCUUUCUUUCUUUCUUCGUUUGUUUGCUUCUUUGUUUCGUGGUUCUUUCUUUCUUUCUUUCUUUCUUUCUUUCUUUCUUUCUUUCUUUCUUUCCACUCCAUUUUUCACUCUUUCUCUUUCUUUCUUUUCAAUUUCUCUCUCUUCUCAGAUUCAUUUUUCCUUUUCUCGUCUUUUUGUUUAACUCAUUUUUCUUUUCUUUGUUUCUUUCUUUUUCUUUCUCUUCACUUCAUUUUUCUCUUUUUAAUAUUGUUUCCACUUUAUUGUCAUUUUUCCAUUUUUUUUCUCUCUCUUUUUAUCCUGAUUUUCUUUUCACCUUUUUAAAACUUUCUUCCCUAUUCUGUUCAUUUUUUUGUUACCCGUUCAUAUCCCCCGUCUCUGUCCAUGCAUCCCCCCCUUUUCUUGCCUCAAUCCUAAAAGCUCUCUAA
Molecule: messenger RNA, 1497 nt
Organism: Acanthosepion pharaonis
Lineage: Eukaryota; Metazoa; Mollusca; Cephalopoda; Sepiida; Sepiidae
Source: the annotation of a GenBank genome assembly